CUUUCCCCGACUUUUUCCUCUUGUCUCGAACGUACACACCUCGCGACGGAGUCAAGCAGCGCGCGCUUUUUCUUUGAAAGAAAUAGCGAUCAGGGAACAAAGGAGAGCGUCUGUCCGAGGUAGUUCCUCUUCGGAGUCCACUUCCUUCUUCUGUCUCGGAUAAGAAAAGGAGGCGGCGAAUCUAGGAAGUGAUGCGUCUCCCAAGAUGAGAUAUGUCUGUGUGUGGCACACCGCGAAAAGGUUCUCGUCCGUCCCUCGACACCAAGGAACGAUCUUUGCGCGCGACUUAAAUGACGGUGAUGCUUCUUUCAAGAGUUCUCGAUCUUUCUCCGAUAUUCGUUGAAAUGGUGAGUCGCACACCAAAGCGAAGGCUGAGACAUCAGUGAGUGCUUCCCUUCCUACCGGAAGCCUCUUCCUUUCCAGUGUCCUCUCUUCUCCCUCCUUUGCCUUUUUCACCUGCUUUUCUUUUUUCAUCGAGUAUCUCUUCAUGCGGCCUCGCGGCUGCCUCUUUCUCAGGUGUACGUACACCUCAUCCGCCUGCACAUCCUUCGUCGCUCCUCAUCCGAUGUCUGCCUCGACAACUUGGCCGCGGACUGGAGAUGGAUGAGACCCGAGAAAGUGUCUUCUUCACCUCUGCGUCUUCUUUCCUUUCUCUUCUUCGUUUACCCUUUCCUUGCAUCUCCUGCUUCCUCUUCGUCUUCUUUCCUUUCUUGUGGUGUGUGUGUGGCCAAGCGGCUGCGUGAACUUGAGGAGACACGGAGCUGGAGUCCCGCGGUUCGUUUGCCUCUUCUCCUCUCGCGCGGUUUCUCCGGUCUUGUUUCUUCUUCGCGUCUCCGUUGUUUCAGUUUCUGCCACUGCGUGUGUCUCUUUUCCGGCGGCGAAGGCAGACGGCGACGAGGGCGGUAGCAGUUCCUUUCAUCUCCGAUGGCGUCGGCCUCUCCCUCUUCCUGGAGAGAAGAGACGUCCUCUCUGGACAGCCUCUCGUCUCGCGCCGGCAGGAAGUCUCCUGUCUCCAGGCUGUCCUCGUCGCGUCCGUACCGGGCCUCGUCGGUCGCUCUGCUGCUCUGCUUCCUCCUCGGCUGUCUCCUCGGUGUGCACUGGGCGACCCAGAAUGCAGGUCUCUCUGCUGCCGCUUCCAGCGAGCGCGUCGUCUCCUCUCUUGUCUCCGCCCAUCCGCUGCUCUCCUCUCUCUUCUUCUCUUCUCUCUUCUCGCACGGUCUCCCGUGGACGGCCGCCUUCCAUACAGUGCCUGCCUCUCUCCUCUCGCACAUUUACCGCGCUGCAGACUUCGAGACAGAAGAGAGCCGACGAGGAGAGAAAGAACACGCAAACGUGAACUCUUCUCCCGCCGCUCGGAUACCACGGCGCCCUCACUCUAGCCGCUGGACCUCUCGCACUCCUGUCGAGGCUGCUGCAAACGAAUCUCGUGAGGCGGAUUCACCCUCUUCUUCCUCUUCUCCUUCCUCCUCUUCUUCCUCUUCUUCCUCCCCUCCUUCUUCGUUGCUCUCGUGGAUCGUUUCUUUCCUGCGUAUUCUUUCAGGUUCAGGAGAGGGACAAUUUUCUGCCUCGUCGUUUUGUCCGCUGAAUCUUUCCUGGGCGUUUUUCCUUGCAGCUGCCUUGCUUCCCAGGAACGCGGCGGCACCCGUUUCGGAGGCUGGUCUCGAUCUCUCCAAAAAGAGAGAACUGUCUCCUGUCGCUUCCAGAGCUCUCUCUCUCUUCUUCGACAAAGGAGAAGAAGGAGAAGAAGAAGACCCGAACGCAGGACCUCUCCGGCCUCUCCAUUUUCAAGGGAGAGGCGCCGCCACUGCGAAGGAGAAGAGGAAACUCGAGUCUCCUCCUGACCAGAAGAAUGGCGGAGCAUCCGGAAAAAAGAAAGCACGUGGACAGUCGGAACAAGCACAGAAAGGCGGCGGUGUAGAAGAGGAAGAGGCCGAAGAAGUCGAAGAAGAAGUCGAAGAGGAAGAUGGCGGCUGUGAGAGAGGUGACGGGAUCUCCGGAGGGGAAGAAGCGGAAGCGAGAGAAGGGAAGAAGUCGGCUGUGAGCGUCUGUGGGGGCGUGGUGGCUGUCGAAGAGGUGUAUGUACAGGGGUCGAUACUCUUUGGUUUGGGGUGGAUUUUUGCGUUUUUCGGCGCGAAAACUGUGUUCGGCUGCGGGCCUCUGUGGGUCCAGGUUGAGGGCCUCUUCCUCUUCUUGGUGAGUCUCCAUCACCUCACAGAGUUCUUCUUCGUUUUUUUCUACCACCCUCAAUCUCUCUCCGUCGACAGCUUUCUCCUCAACAACACAUGCGCCUACACACUCGCCUUGGUCCUCUCCGUGGCGGAGCUCCGGCUCCGCGCUUCUCUGCUCCGGGGUGGACGUGAACCCGAAGCCGGUCCAGUAGAGGAGACGCCUGUCAAUCUCCUUCGAGACACUCUCGCGUCAGCCUCGCUUCUCCUUCGCAGAUGUCUCGCUUGGAUCGGAGAUUCUGAACAAGCAGGCGAAACGCGGACGAGAGCAAGCCAUUCGCAGACUUGGAGUGGUUCCCCGCCUGCCUCUCUAUCGUCUUUUUCGGACUCCUCCCUCUCUUCGUCUCUCUCUUCCUUCUCUUCCUUCUCUUCCUCCUCUUUCUUCUCUUCCAUGUCUUCUCCGUCUCCUCGUUCUUCUCUCUCACUCGCGUCCAUGCCUUCUCCAUUCUUGGAGGGGUCCAAUGUAGAGAGCAGCUGUCUCCGCGAGACUGCAGGAGUUCUCGCCGGUGCGGAACGGGGAAGGUUAGGCGGGGCCGGUGUGGUGGACUCUCUCGCUUCUCUGCUUUCGCUGCUUGGGCUGCUUCUUGCAUGCGGUGGCCUGCUGCUCCGCCUCUGCGCCUUCGCAACAGCCGGUCGAAAUUUUACUCACCAAAUUGCCACGACGCGCCGUCCGUCCCACGCCUUGGUGACUCGCGGCGUCUACGGAGUGUACCGACACCCGGCGUACACUGGCUGGUUCUACUGGGCCGUCGGUUCCCAGGUCGCGAUUGGCAACGUGGUGUGUAUGCUGCUGUUCGCGGCUGUCUCCUUCGUCUUUUUCCGCGACAGAAUUCUGUACGAAGAACAACUCCUGGAGACGAUGUUCCCCGGAACGUACUGCGCGUACCGCGCAGCUACGCCGCGGCUCGGGAUUCCCCUUCUUCAAGCCGCUGUUCGGCGAGUGCAAGUGAAGAAAACCCCAGGGACUGUAUACGAUUGAGUUGUGGAGGCAGGAGUUAAGCCUGCAGCUGUGGUCGAGAAAUACAUCGCGCGAAAGAGACGCAACAAAAUGCGUUCACAGAUGAAGCGCAAACGAAGCUUUUCUUCGGUCUCCCAGUGGGGGAAGUCUUCCGUGGGCAGGCUUCUUUAGCUGUGAGGGUCUAAGGUAGAAAACUGCCUGUAACGUUUUUUGGAAGCUGAAACGCUAAGAACGUGCGACAGAAGUGCGAACAGUUGCGAACGACGAGGACGCGUAAAAGGGUGUCGUCAGGGAGGUUAGCUUGUUGGAGAAAAGUGAGAGAGAGUCGACAGUGUCGGGGCGUUGUCGCGAUAUGCGCAGUUCCUCGCCACCGCAGUGUGUGAUCCCACAAAAGGGGAUUUCCGUGAGUAGCUUCUGGCGUGAUAGCUCCACAACCCUUUGUUUUCUCUGGGUAACCGCAACUGUUUUUUCAACGAAACGCCCGAACUGCCGGAUCUCCAGCGUGCAACGAUGCCACCCCCG
This is a messenger RNA of Toxoplasma gondii ME49, 3705 nucleotides long. RefSeq names its product isoprenylcysteine carboxyl methyltransferase (icmt) family protein. Gene Ontology annotation, molecular function: protein C-terminal S-isoprenylcysteine carboxyl O-methyltransferase activity. Gene Ontology annotation, cellular component: endoplasmic reticulum; membrane. The record is from RefSeq and is a predicted model, not a curated record. Gene Ontology annotation, biological process: C-terminal protein methylation. Lineage: Eukaryota; Apicomplexa; Conoidasida; Eucoccidiorida; Sarcocystidae. The transcript has 3 exons. The coding region runs from base 925 to 3204 and encodes 759 amino acids.